AUGGUUCGAAGUGGUUCAGGUGUUGUUGCAAACAUUUCUGUAGACUUGAAUAAACCGGAAAAACAUAAUAAAAAGUUUUGUCUUUCACGUGUUCUUCUCAAUGAUAUUCAUCUUUUAAAAUCAAGUAUGAAUGAUAAAUCAAAUAAACCAGUGUUAGAACAAAUUACAGAUAAAAUGGAAGAACUUGAUGUUGAUAAAGAGCAAAGUAAAUAA
Rotaria sordida is the source of this 213-nucleotide messenger RNA. The record is from the annotation of a GenBank genome assembly. Lineage: Eukaryota; Metazoa; Rotifera; Eurotatoria; Philodinida; Philodinidae.